UGAAGCAAAGAGACAACACGGAGCUUCAGAUUCCCACACGUUUCAUGCCUUUUUUGUUUGUUUUACUCCUGGAGAAGCAACGCCUGUAGUUUCACAUCGUUUUGUCCUCAAGAAUGGCAAGCCUGUAUAUUAAAGCUCCACUUCAAGAAAGACACGUUUUGUCUUUGAGUCAAAAGUACUCAUGAUAGGGUAAUACACGUUACUCGCAAGAACACGGCUCGAUGUCCAGGCAGCAGGUCAGAGAGUCAGAGGAGUGUCGUCUUGGAAAAUAGGGCAGCGACUUACCGGAGAAAAGUUAUUAGCUUAAGAUAAAUAGAUAAAUAAAUUUUACAAGUUAAAUAGACAUUCGCAAAAUAUUGAUUUCCAGCUAACGUUAUGUAACAUAUGAGGUCCAGGAGCAAAAAUGACAUUAACCAAGUAAGAUAAAUAUUAGUGGAAGGACACAAUUAAAAAAUGAAUCUGUCUAAUUAGAGGCUGAUUAACAAGGGCAUAGAGGUAAAAAAGUGAUAUAUGCAGUGUUGUCUUCAUUUUAAAUGCCAAAAGGAUUUUGCGGCUCCCGGUGUUUUCUGUGGGAAACAGGUCGAAAUGGCUCUUUGAGUGUUAAAGGUUGCCGACCUCUGGUCGAGCAUUACAUCUAAGCCAGUUCAAGGCGGAAAGGAUCAUUUUCAUCAUCAAAGAAGGGUAAACAGUUUUUUAUUUGAGUAAUAUUCAGUAGAGAACCUCUGAAAAACAUCUGCAAGGAAACCAUACUUUUAUUUAUGAGCCGUUUGAUCGAAGCUGAUGCAACAAAAAACUUGUUGAAUUUAAUGCAUUUAUGCUUUUAAGGUUCAGAUUGAAAAUGAAGUCAACAGCCAACGGUAACAUAACACUUCACCUAAAGAAGUUUAAAACAAUCUUUGAUAAUUAAUGUCUUCCAAAUGGAUUUCUCAUUUAAUUGAAAUAUUUAACAGCUUCUCAGUAUUUUUGUUUUUCCAGCAGAUGGCAUGGCAUGGCAUUGUGUGGGAGUUUGAAUUGUUAUAUUUUUACUGCUGAAAGUCUAACUGAGGGCAGCUAUCCUGUCCAGCAUCCAGAGAGACAUGGAUGUCCUGUAGUUUUUACUGAGAAUAAGAGAGUGCAUGCUAAUCUUAAGUGAUCAGAUCUCAGUGUUGUUUUCCUUUUCUUUCACUAGAGGGCACACUUUACUGCUGUAUUUGGACUGAGGAUUUUGUGUCUCAGCUCACUUCUCUGAUGAUGAGGAGCUCUUUCUGUUUUAUUGGCAAAAGUCCUGAAGAGGAUCUGCUGUCGAUGUGGAGCAAUGUGCUCAUUUGCAUAGCGGAAUGCAAUUUAUCAUUAUGGGAAAGCAGUUGAGAAUAGAGGUGGGCAAGUGGUGAUUAUUUUCAUUAUCAGUAACAGUGCUUCCUCUCAGAUUUUUUCAGCUGCAGAGACAGGUUCUCCAGGGAGCCAUGGAGGCAUAAACAAAUGACACUUAAGCGCAGAUUUUACUUUUACAACCUAUUUACUGAAUGGCCAGUGGACACAGGUUUUUAAAGGCUGAAUGUAAAAAAAUAAAUAAAUAACUGAAAAAAAAUGAUAAGUUAAAUUAGUUAUUAGUUAAGCAGCACGCAUAUCAAACAAAGGAACUCAGCAGUUCUAAAAUUAAAGAAUAAAACUGAAGGCUAAAAGUUCAAAAUUAAAAAUAAAAAAAAUGAAAAUAAAGAAAAUAUGAGACAUCACACCAAAGAACUAUGCAGCUUAAAUGAAAAUAAAACAGGAGAGAACAUAUAAAUUAUACAGGACAUAAUAUAGAAUAAAACACUAAAACUAAUUUAACCUAAAAGUAAAUUUCACAUAAACUGAAUUCUAUAAAAGUGGGUUGUAAGAAGCGAUUUAAAAGAAGUUACUGACUCUGCAAGCCUUGUCUCCUCAAACAAGUCGUUCCAAAGUCGAGGGGUCCUGAUGGAAAAGGCUCGGUCACUCUUAGAUUUAAGCUUUGACUUUGGAAGGACUGGAAGGGAUGCACUUGAGGAUCAAAGGCUGCGAGCAGGCUCAUAAGGGGUCAGCAGAUCGCAAAUGUAGCUUGGGGCGAGACCCUGGUGAGCUUUAAAAAGUGAUCAGCAAAUUCUUAAAAUCAAUUCUGCAAUGAACAGGGAGCCAGUGGAGGGAAGCCAGGAUGGGUGUGAUGUGACGUCGUCUGUUUAAACUGGUAAGAAGCCUAGCUGCUGCGUUUUGGACAAGUUGGAGGCGACAGAGGCACUUUAUAGGAAUGCCAGAAAGGAGGGAGUUAUAAUAAUCGAGAUGGGAAAAGAUAAGUGUAUGUUCAAGUUUUUCCAGGUCUGAUGUGGGGAGCAAAACUGAGGUUUGGAUCUAAUAAAACGUCUAGGUUUCUGGCAGCUUGGUGGAGAAUGGACCGAGGUUGUUGGCAGUGAGACUGCUGUGUAGGUUUGGAGGGUUUAAAAGUAGUACUUCAGAUUUUGAUUUGUUUAAUUGAAGAAGGUUUUGAGCCAUCCAGCUGAUUGGUCGUGGGCUUAUAUACCAAGACAGUGAUCCCAAACAUACUUCAAAGCAGUGCAGAGAUUACUUGACCAAGAAAAAAGCAUCUGGAGUACUGGAACUGAUGGACUGGCCAAGUCAAAAUCCCGACUUGAACCCUGUUCAACAGAUUUGAAUUCAUUGAGUUCAAAAAUAGAUCACACGAAAGUUUCAUUCAUUGUCAGAGCCCUCUUUUCACCCUCUCCCUAUCUGGCAUCCAAAUACCCUUUUCCUAUCUGUCUCCCACUUUUUCCUCUCCAUCUCUCUUUUCUCCCUUUCUCCCUCUCUCUCUCUCUCUCUCUCUCCAGCAGGGCUCUGAGUGAAGCGCAGACAAAGCUGCCUCCACUGAGACAAUCAGCCGCUUCGUGGGAGUCUGGACAGCUGAAGAUCGUUCCACUAAUCACCUGCCUCUGCUACAAAAGACCGGUUCACUCCUUCUUUUUCCGCCAGAUUGUUGUACAUGACUUACCUAACCGGCUGUCGAGACUCCUGCCUGCAGUGCUCUGCCUGUUUCCCCUUGGACUCUGUCUCUCGCCUGCAGUGCUCUGUCUGUUUCCCCCCAUUGGACCCUCCCGACGCUUCGAAACCCUCCGGAUCCCUUCCUGGUUUCCUCCCUCCUGGUUCCCCCCGGAUUCCUCUGCCUCUGAUCAGCCUGGUUCACCCCUCAUCCCCGCCUGGAUCAUCUGCGUCUGCCUUCCCUUCUCCCUCGGCGCCAUCCCUCCUCGAUCUUCGUCCCCAAACCGAGCCCCGCCGCCGCCAGGGAUCCCAUAACCAUCUGCCGCCACACUCGACUCCCCCCAUGGAACCGACGACGGCCGCCGAUCCCCGGUUCAGACCAGAGCAAUGUUAUACCAUCCAUGGUUUGGAGCUAUCCAGAGUGACAGUGGUCACCUCUAGUCUUCAAGUCGUCUAUGACACAUUUGUCAGACCUGAUAAUGAAGUUAUUGACUAUAACACCAGGCAUCAGUGAGGAAGAUGUGAAGGGUAACCACACCUCCCUCAGAGAGGUCAAGGAAACCUUGUUGAGCUUCAUCAACACCAUUCUCAUUGGACACAGCCUGGAAACAGACCUCUGUUUACUGAAGGUGACCACUACAAACUUUAAAACAGCAUUAACUUUUCUUGCACAGCUGCUUUCACAUCUGUCACAACUUACACAGGUGAUUAUAAAAGCCCUGGAUUUUUUAAAAA
Messenger RNA from Acanthochromis polyacanthus (spiny chromis), 3699 nucleotides. RefSeq names its product apoptosis-enhancing nuclease-like. The transcript is spliced from 4 exons. Lineage: Eukaryota; Metazoa; Chordata; Actinopteri; Pomacentridae. Gene Ontology annotation, cellular component: nucleus. Gene Ontology annotation, molecular function: nucleic acid binding; exonuclease activity. The record is from RefSeq and is a predicted model, not a curated record. Bases 2969 to 3478 code for a protein of 169 amino acids.